Triplophysa dalaica is the source of this 4575-nucleotide messenger RNA. RefSeq names its product formin-like 1a (gene fmnl1a). Gene Ontology annotation, cellular component: cytosol. The transcript is spliced from 26 exons. The coding region runs from base 724 to 3996 and encodes 1090 amino acids. Gene Ontology annotation, molecular function: small GTPase binding; actin filament binding. The record is from RefSeq and is a predicted model, not a curated record. Gene Ontology annotation, biological process: cortical actin cytoskeleton organization; cell migration; regulation of cell shape. NCBI's taxonomy places the organism in Eukaryota, Metazoa, Chordata, Actinopteri, Cypriniformes, Nemacheilidae.
GCACACUUGCUUCUCCUUCAUUUCAGCAACACACAAUAGUGUGUCUGGACAGGUGGCUUCAUGUAAAUUCGCAAACAUCUGCAUUUUCCUGUCGAAAGAAACUUUCGAACUUCCUUGCUGUCGGAAGGAAAGGUGCGGACACACAGAACGUUUUGAGAAAGAUGCUCCAACACUCAAGCAGAAGACUGAGACUCUUGGAUAAAGGCCCGUUGGACCGGUAACCAUCAUGUUUUACACCGAGACAAUGGAGGAGAUCAACUCUGGACUUCUCUUGUCUUUAUUGUGAAAGUAUAAACCGAAGUAUCACUCGUUCCUUUUUUUACUAAGCAAAGGUGCAUAUGGUUUUUUCCUCCAUUUUGAAAGCGGAGAACUCUCAAUAUUUGGGUUUUUUCGAUUUGUGAAGAGUGAUCUUUCUGAAUUCUCUUUCAUCGGACAGCUUCAGGUUACAUCAUUCUGGAAUGGACAAGGUUACUUGCGUUCAAUUUCUGCUCAGUUUUGGACAUUUCUAAGCUUUGAUUGUACCGACAGCACAGGCUAAAAAGGGGUCUGUGUGCUUCCACCAGUUCUGGACCCGAUUGACGUUCAACACUUCAGUGUAUUUUUUUCUGCCACUGGAUUGCGGAGCUGUUUGGUAUUGAAUCGUUUUUUUUAAGAGACCGGGCUUUUGGACUUGUCAGUGGUGGUUCUCAUAUCACUAUCCUGGAAUUCCUCAGGAAGGCAGUAAUGGGUAAUGCAGUAGGUGGGUUGGAACAGAUGGAAGGACAGGAGAACAAGGGCUCAACAGGUGGGAUUUACCCCACUCCCUCUUUACCCAAAAAGAAAAGUGCCCCUCCAAAACUACCAAUGCCUCCCGAAGAAGAGCUGGAAGAGCGCUUCAAUGUGGUUUUGAGCUCCAUGAAUCUGCCUCCAGAUAAGAUGAAGCUUCUCAGUCAGUAUGACAAUGAGAAGAAAUGGGAGCUGGUCUGUGAUCAGGAGAGAUUUCAGGUGAAGAACCCUCCCUCAGCUUAUCUGACUAAAAUCAAGAGCCUCUUCCAGGACCAGGGCGGAGUGACACGAAGGUUCAAGAAACGUGUGCAGGAGUCAACACAAGUCCUGAGAGAACUGGAGAUCUCUCUGAGAACCAAUCACAUAGGGUGGGCUCAGGAGUUUCUUAAUGAGGAAAACCAAGGUUUGGAUGUCCUUGUGGACUACCUGUCCUACGCUCAGAGCGAUGCACCGUUUGAGUUGGAUUCUGUGGAAAAUGGCAGCUCAGUAUCAGAUGCCCUGAGGCUGUCAGAGAGAUCGGUGGAAGAUCUGGCCAAAAACGUCAAUCAUGCUACACACGGGAUGACCAGAGCUGCGCGAGCACUCACUGUCCGAAUAUCUUCUUUGACCCAGAGCAGAAAAACUAUUCGAAAUGCUCGCUUGGCCAGCCAAAGGGAUGACGUUCACCUGUGCAUUAUGUGUCUGCGUGCUAUCAUGAAUUACCAGUCGGGCUUCACGUUGGUCAUGAAUCACCCCAGAUGUGUCAAUGAAAUUGGACUUAGUCUCAACAACAAAAACCCACGGACUAAGGCUUUGGUGCUUGAACUGCUGGCAGCGGUGUGUCUGGUGAGAGGAGGACAUGACAUCAUCAUCUCUGCAUUUAACAACUUUAAAGAUGUGAGUGGAGAGAAGAACCGCUUUGAGAAGCUCAUGGAGUACUUCAUGCAUGAUGAUAGCAACAUAGACUUCAUGGUGGCGUGCAUGCAGUUCAUUAACAUUGUGGUCCACUCAGUGGAGAACAUGAACUUCCGUGUACAUCUCCAAUAUGAGUUUUCUCAGCUGGGUCUUGACCAGUACUUAGAGUCCCUAAAAGAGAUGGAAAGUGAGAAGUUGCAAGUGCAGAUCCAGGCAUACUUAGAUAAUGUGUUUGAUGUGGGAGCUCUGCUGGAGGAUGCCGAGAAUAAACACGAAAUAAUGGAGCACGUCACAGAACUGCAGGAGACCAAUGCACAGCUGAAUGACAGACUGCAGGAAUAUGAGAAUGGAGCUGUGGAAAAAAUGGCAGUCCUGGAGCAACAGCUCAUGCAGACUACAAAAGAGGCAGCACUGUUGAAGGAGAGCUUGAAAGAGUCGUGUGCUCAGGUGAGCACUUUGCAGCAGAGAGAGCGAGAACGUGAGAUUCAAAGAGAGAGAGAGCGACAGCAGGAGUGUUUGUCUCAACCAUCGCAUACAGAGAGAGAAAGAAACAGAGAGAAAGUGAGCGAAGAGGAGUCCGGACUGGAGCAGAAGCUGAAGGAGCUACAUGAGAAAGGUUUGGUCCGUCUGCAGCGCACGGAAUCUGGAAGUCUAGACAUUGAAGUCAUUCCAGUCGUCAUAGAGAAAAUCGUCACUCACACAGUUACAGUAUCAGAGCCUGCCACACAAGCCCCGCCCCCUCCAGGUGCAGCCCCGCCUCCACCUCCUCCACUACCUGGAGCUGCAGCGCUCCCACCUCCUCCUCCACCACCACCCCCUCCCUCUGGAUGUGGAGGUGCUCCUCCUCCCCCACCUCCUCCCCCUCCUGGUGGUGGUGGACCACCGCCGCCUCCACCCCCGCCUGGAUUUGGGACGCCACCCCCUCCGGGUGCUCCCACUGCAUCUGAAGCUGACACAGGAGCGAAGAGCCGGAAGCCAAUACAAACAAAGUUCAAGAUGCCUUUGCUGAACUGGCAAGCUCUGAAGCCAAAUCAAGUGACAGGAACUGUGUUCAGCGAGCUGGAUGACGAGCAAGUGUUAGGGGAGUUGAAUAUGGAUAUUUUUGCGGAGCAGUUUAAGACCAAAGCCCAGGGUUCUCCAGCAGAUCUUUCAAAGCUCAAGGUCAAGGUGGUCGAAAAAACCCCCAGUAAGGUAUCUCUUCUGGAGGCUAAUAAAGCCAAAAACCUUGCCAUCACCCUCCGCAAGGGAGGCAUGAGCCCCGAUGCCAUCUGCACCGCUAUUGAGACGUAUGAUCAGCAGUCUCUGAGUCUCGACUUUUUGGAGCUCCUGGAGCGUUUUAUCCCAUCAGAGUACGAGAAGAAGCUUCUCCAGAACUACGAGAAAGAAGGUCGCCCACUGGAAGAGUUGUGCGAUGAGGAUCGCUUCAUGAGUCGUUUUGUGAAAAUCCCCCGCCUCGCUCAGCGAAUCAACACCCUCACCUUCAUGGGCAACUUUCCUGAGAGCCUGAAACGCCUGCAGCCGCAACUGGAUGCCAUCAUAGCAGCUUCCGUGUCGAUCAAGUCUUCGACUAAGUUUAAAAAGAUGUUAGAGAUCAUUCUGGCGUUCGGGAACUACAUGAACAGUAAUAAAAGAGGGACAGCAUAUGGAUUCCGUCUUCAGAGUCUUGAUCUGCUGUUAGACACAAAGUCCACAGACCGAUCACAGACUUUGAUGCAUUUUAUUUCAAGUAUGGUAAAUGAGAAAUACCCUGAGCUGACCUCCUUCCACACGGAACUCCGCUUUAUAGACAAGGCUGCAAUGGUGUCUUUGGACGGUGUGCUACAAGACGUCCGAUCCCUGGAGAGAGGAAUGGAAGGGACCAAGAAGGAAUUCCUGGUGCAGGAUGACAUUCCAGCACUAAAAGAGUUUGUUAAAGCAAACAGUGAUGUUUUAGAUUCACUUGUUAAAGAUGGCAAGACAGCACAGGAGGCCUAUAUGUCUGUAGUCGAGUACUUUGGAGAAAACCCAAAGACAACUCAGCCGUCCAUGUUCUUCCCACUCUUUGUCAGGUUUAUCAAAGCAUAUAAGCAAGCAGAACAGGACAAUGCACUGAAGAAGAAGCAAGAGAGUGCUGCAGAAGAACAGACAGCCCCCUCUCCAAAAAAGAAAGACAGCAGCCCUCAAAAGGGCCCCAUGAUGCCCAAAAUGCCUCAGAUGGAUCUGAUCGCAGAGCUAAAGAAGAGACAGGUGAAGCCACAGGUCACAGAUGGGGCCAUCGAGGGCAUAAUCACAGAUUUGAGAAAUUCACCUUACAGAAGAGCUGAUGGCCGAAGAACAGCUCCACGACAGGAAAACUAGGCGUAACCGUAAACAGUGGAUGGACAUAAAUUCAUAUAAUCAUUUAUAUUUACAUAAUAAAAACAUUUUCAGUCUGUACAUUUAUCACACAUGCUUAUAUGUUCCCUGAUGUCUGUUACAUUCUUAACUUUAGAGAAGAUCUUUUAUACACAAUCCAACAAAACUGUAAAUAAUACAGCAAACAAAUGUUUUGUACUUUCACAUUUGUGCAUGAAUUUGAUAAACUACUGCGCACUGUAUUUUAUGAGCAGUUUUUAUUGUUCAUUUCUGAUGUGUGUUCAUUAUGCUAAUGGUAUUGUAAAAAGCCCCCCCAAAAAUGUCAGCAGUAUUUUUAUAUAACCUAUGUAUUAAGAAAGGGGUUUGUAUUUUAAAUAAAUUAAUGUGGGAAUUGUACAGUAGUUAACCAUGCGCCAUUUAUUAUGCGCCCCCAUACCAUGCAAAGACACAGUACAAGUAUUUUCGUAGAAGAGAGCUGUACUUUAUUAGACACACAACCACAGCAAGUAUGUACAAAAGGUCUCGACUCUCAGUGUUUUCUCACAGGAAAAAAAUAAUAAAGUUACAUUUCUCACAAAGUUA